This is a messenger RNA of Uranotaenia lowii, 2697 nucleotides long. RefSeq names its product serine/arginine-rich splicing factor 3-like. Gene Ontology annotation, cellular component: nuclear speck. The transcript has 5 exons. Bases 162 to 974 code for a protein of 270 amino acids. The record is from RefSeq and is a predicted model, not a curated record. NCBI's taxonomy places the organism in Eukaryota, Metazoa, Arthropoda, Insecta, Diptera, Culicidae. Gene Ontology annotation, biological process: mRNA splicing, via spliceosome. Gene Ontology annotation, molecular function: RNA binding.
CGUCUUCAAUCCGUGCAAAGUGCGUGCCGUUUUCAUCUGUAAGGAAAAUUAUUAAACAUCCAGUGAAAAACUUGAAGUAGUAAUUUAAAAGUAGUGUUAAACUAAUCUCCACAUCCUGUGUUAUUUGAAGUAGGCUAAGCUAGAAGCAUCAACGAAGCAUAAUGGCACGCUACCGAGAAUGGGACCUGCAGUGCAAGGUCUACGUUGGAAAUUUGGGUUCGUCGGCUUCGAAGCACGAAAUAGAGAGCGCCUUUGGCAAAUAUGGUCCGCUGCGUAACGUUUGGGUGGCCCGCAAUCCUCCGGGUUUCGCCUUCGUCGAAUUCGAAGAUAAACGGGACGCCGAAGAUGCGGUUCGCUCCCUGGACGGAACGAGAUGCUGCGGAACUCGGAUCCGGGUGGAGAUGUCCUCUGGACGGUCACGUCGUGACGAUCGAACCCGGCGGCCUCGUCGAUCAUACAGGGCAAGCUCUUCUAUGAAACUUCACGUCAGCAACUUCCGCCACAGAACUUCAUCUAACCAACUUUCUACUACUAGUUCUACUACUACUACUACUACCAGUAGCUCUACUAUUAAGCCUAGCGCAACUAUCAUCAAAUCCACCACCAAAACCACCACCACCACCACAACCACCAAUACAGCCAUCAUCACCACAACCAACCAAAAGACCACCACCUGUUCAGCCUCAACUUCGAUCUCUUCUAGACUUUUAGUAUCGCUUUUCGUCGUCGCGCAAGCCCUUCAACUACUUCAGCCGCUGUUGCGACAUCAUCAUCUAGUCCUACUUCUACUACCACCACUACUACUGCUACUAGAACUACAACAGCAGAGAUCGCCAACGUCAGCACUUCCCCAACAGCUGCUGCAUCGUUCGACGAGCCCAUCGCUGCUGCCGCUGAAAACAAGCACCACUUCCGGAAGCACUUGCUCUCAUCAGCAGCAACGGACAUUUUACAAAUUCAUCCUUCCUACUUGAAAAGGUUCCGAAAUGGCAUUGAAGUGCUGAACCUGAAUCUGAAAAUAAUCUUGAGCGGGAGCCGCUACUCUAGCACAUACAAGAACAACGGCUCCUAGCAUCAGAAAACUUAAACUCUACCGGACUCUGUGGUAGAUUGGUAGCAGCUUUGCCAAUGGUUAUUGGUCAUCGAAGCCACCGCCAUCGACGAUUGUCCACCACCUAAAAAAAAGAAACACCACGGUAGACGAACGCUUCGUCUAUCUUCCCGGUUUACUCUUCCUUGAACCAACAAUCGAAAACCUACAACCAACAUCAUCACACCUCUUCUCGUCAAACAACUCUUCGAGCGCGCAAUCUCCAACGAACUUCUUCAUGACAUCAGCCCUCCCAAUUUGUGUUCGUUCGACCGACCGACAAGCUAAGGCCGCGCGAUCAUCCACCAACAACUACUACUUCUAGUUACUAGUAUCAUCAAUCAGCGCUCCAACCGCUUCUAGAAAUCCAACCUAAAUAGUGCGUAACCGCUAGUAGCAAAAGCGUCUUCGUCCCCUCCAAGCUGCGCGUAAUCAACACACGAGCUACUACAAUCGCAGGUCGAACAUUAAUCUUGGCCUGCGAGUGUCAACUCUAUACCUGGGCCGUCAAGCGCUUCGUUUCGUCCAGCGGAAAAAAGAACAAAACUACAUUACUAAACUACCGCGAUCAACGCCCGUCUGUUAGUAGCCACAACUGCCAACCACAAUCCAGCACACCAUCCUAGCUUUUCCGAGUUUUGAGCCAUCUUCCCCCAGAGGCCGCUACUCUUCCCAUCAAAAAAUCUUCCACACAGCUACAAAACCGCGCCGGCACAUUGUUGCGCAAACGGGAAAAGGUCCCGCUCGCCCCGCCGCUCCCGCACUCGUUCCCGCAGCAUGAGCCGUGACCGGGAGCGCGACCGCCGUAGCCGCAGCGGAUCCCGGGAACGCCGUUAGAGAGGACCGGAAACAACCACUGGACAAGCGAAAGCAAACAAAACUUCGGACGAAUUGAUAAAUUUUCUAUGUCGAAUGCCUCCGAAACGGCGGGCAGACGACGACACUAAACUUUAAGUAAAACAUAACUACUUUACAUAUAUAUUAUUUGAGUUACUUUUAAGUGAAGCUAACUAACUGCAAACACAAACAGGUAGAGUUGUGACGAUCGAGGAUGGAAUCUGAGCAAAACGUUUUGCUUUCUUUUUCUAAUCAAUUCAAUUUGCUUUUAUGUUGUACACCCCCCUUCUUGACCCCUUGAUUCAUUGGUUUUUGUAGCUGAAUACAAAUUUAUCUUUCAAAAGUACAGGUAUUAUGAAGUCCAUUACAAAUAACUAUGUUCAAAUUUGAAAACUUAAAAACCCGCAGAAUAAAACUGUAAAUUCAACUUAAACCUCCAAUUCUCUCGCAAUUUGUAUUAGUUAGAAGAGUCUGUAUGUGCAGAAGAUAGUCUUUAACCGAUAGCAUUUUGAUUUAGGAAACACGCAAGUUUUCGAAUCCACCCACGUUUUUCUUUUCUCACAAAACAAAUCAAACCAGUUAAUAUCAUCAUCGAACUCCUAAACUAAUUGUAAAGAAAAUACAACAAAAAAGAGCAAUUAAGCGAAGAAGUAAAGAAGGAAAACCCGCCUCGUUUUUAUUACACAAAAACGUAAAAUGUAUUUUUAGUUUUUCAAGUUAGAGAUAUAUAAAUACAAGUAAGAUACAAACAAACUAAAUCACAAAUUCAA